Messenger RNA from Eruca vesicaria subsp. sativa (arugula), 2097 nucleotides. Lineage: Eukaryota; Viridiplantae; Streptophyta; Magnoliopsida; Brassicales; Brassicaceae. The record is from the annotation of a GenBank genome assembly.
CCCCUCAUUUCCUACUCUCUUUCCCAUUCUCACAAACCUCUCUCUCUCUCUACCCACACCCAUUGAUUCGCAUUGUUACCAUCUCCGCAGAGAUCACGCGCGUCUCUCCACCGACAAACCAAUGGCGAACGGAGCCGUUAGACUAGAUCUGGACGGGAGACCGAUCAAACCGCUCACGAUAUGCAUGAUCGGCGCCGGAGGCUUCAUCGGCUCUCACCUCUGCGAGAAGCUGCUGAACGAGACUCCUCACAAGGUCCUCGCGCUCGACGUCUACAACGACAAGAUCAAGCACUUGCUCGAGCCUGAUACUUCCGAGUGGGCCGAGAGGAUCCAGUUCCAUCGGAUCAACAUUAAGCAUGAUUCGAGACUCGAGGGACUCGUCAAGAUGGCAGAUCUGACGAUUAAUUUGGCUGCGAUCUGUACACCAGCGGAUUACAAUACGCGUCCUCUUGAUACUAUCUACAGUAAUUUUAUCGAUGCUCUCCCUGUGGUUAAGUACUGCUCAGAUAACAAAAAGCGUUUGAUUCACUUCUCUACUUGUGAAGUGUAUGGGAAAACUAUAGGAAGCUUUCUUCCCAAGGAUCAUCCUCUUCGUCAGGAUCCUGAUUUUUAUGUACUGAAAGAAGAUACAUCCCCUUGCAUAUUUGGUUCUAUUGAGAAGCAGAGGUGGUCAUAUGCUUGCGCCAAGCAACUGAUUGAGAGACUUGUCUACGCUGAGGGUGCUGAGAAUGGACUUGAGUUCACCAUUGUAAGACCGUUUAACUGGAUUGGACCUAGGAUGGAUUUCAUCCCUGGCAUUGAUGGUCCUAGCGAGGGUGUUCCUCGUGUCCUAGCAUGCUUUAGCAACAACCUUUUGAGGCGCGAACCUCUCAAGCUUGUGGAUGGUGGAGAAUCACAGAGAACCUUCGUCUACAUCAAAGAUGCUAUUGAAGCUGUCCUUUUGAUGAUUGAAAAUCCGGAGAGAGCCAAUGGGCAUAUCUUCAAUGUAGGCAACCCAAACAAUGAAGUGACAGUAAGACAACUUGCUGAAAUGAUGACCCAGGUCUACUCAAAAGUGAGUGGAGAGACAGCUAUUGAGAGUCCAACGAUAGACGUGAGCUCUAAAGAAUUUUAUGGAGAAGGUUAUGAUGACAGCGACAAGAGAAUCCCAGACAUGACCAUCAUCAACCGUCAACUGGGAUGGAACCCGAAGACUUCUCUCUGGGACUUGCUGGAGUCGACGUUAACUUACCAGCACAGGACCUAUGCGGAAGCUGUUAAGAAAUCAACUUCAAAACCAGUCGCGUCUUAGAGGUCAUCAUCACCUCGAAACAUUUGGUGGCUAUUACUCCAUUCUUUUUACUUUUAAAAAAAAAAAAAAAUUCACCCAGGAUUCUCUUCAAAUAGGCCAUUCUAAGCGAAUGAUUAUAAUAUGAUAUGGUGGUUGGUACUAGUUUUCGUUUUAUCGUUAUAUAGAGUUACUGUUAAUGUCUUUUGAAUGCACUGUUGAAAGCUUUAUAUCUUUGUAUUUGUUCGAAACUAAAAAGGGAAUGGUUUGUUCAAAACUAUAACAUUCAUGUGUUAACAAUUGUUCUUUCUCAUACAUUCUCAUUAAGUGUUAGUGUUUGGUUGCAUCAUUGACGGAGAUCCAAAUGUUGCCACCGAGACAGAUACACAAUAGACACAGAAUCUGACGUUGUCCAUUCCCGUUGAAAAAAGAAAACGUUACUAGGGUUGAGAUUCCCGGUGGAUGUUGGAGAUGAUGGGUCACCUCAAUGAAGAAGAAGACAGACCCUUAAGGUUGAGAAGAAGAGGAAGAGGUCGGAUGUAGCGGGAGAUAUAAGAGAUAUGUGUAUAAAAAGUUAUGAAGCAGGUGCAUCCGAAGUUAGGAAUGUCGUCCAAGGCUAUAUAGGUUGUUAACAUGUUCUUGGGUGAUAUGUUCGAGAGAAUAGCGGAGGAGGCGAUUAUAGAAAGCGUGGGAGAUCGAAGCAGUGGUGGUUAGGCUGGUUUUGCCUGGAGAGCUUCAAAUCUAUAUUGAUAUUAGGAAAUGAUUUUUAGUAUUCGAGACCUCACAUUAAAAAUUAGAUUGGUUAAUAUGUUUACAUCUUUAAUAAAUAA